This is a messenger RNA of Aphis gossypii (cotton aphid), 1209 nucleotides long. RefSeq names its product putative nuclease HARBI1. Lineage: Eukaryota; Metazoa; Arthropoda; Insecta; Hemiptera; Aphididae. The record is from RefSeq and is a predicted model, not a curated record. The coding region runs from base 1 to 1209 and encodes 402 amino acids. The transcript has 3 exons.
AUGGAGAUUUUAGACGAUAUCGAAGCAGAGUGUGUUCUUUAUGCAUUAUACGAAAAUAAUGAAUUAAAUAAAAAACCAAAACCAAAAAAACAGAGACGCCAUUGGGUACAUCCGCUGAACCUUAAACGGCCACAAGAAGGUCAAUUUCAGGUCACAUUCAUGGCAUUACGCAGUUAUCCAGAAGAGUUUGUUAAGUAUUACCGAAUGUCAAUUGCAUCAUUUGAUGAGCUGAUAUCAUUGAUUAGACUACCUUUGACCAAACAAGAAACUGGUUUACGAGUACCAAUCUCUUCAGAAGAAAGACUUACUGUUACACUGAGAUAUUUGUCGACUGGGACCAGUUUCUCUGCGCUUCAUUUUGAUUUUCUGAUGGGCGUGUCAACAAUAGCGAAAAUCAUACAAGAAACAUGCGAAGCGAUAUGGACACAUUUACAACCCAUAGAAAUGGCUGCUCCAACAGAAGAAGAUUGGCUAGGAAUAUCAGAAGGAUUUUACACUAAUUCUCAAUUCCCGAACUGUGUUGGUGCCGUAGACGGGAAACAUAUUAGAUUACAAUGUCCCCCGAAUAGCGGUACUUUAUAUCAUAAUUACAAACAUUUUUUUUCUUUAAUACUCAUGGCUAUUUGUGAUGCGAAUUACUGCUUCAGAGUUAUAGAUGUUGGGUCAUAUGGAAAAGAAAGCGAUUGCAACAUUUUCAAAAAAUCCAUAUUCGGUAAAAAAUUAUAUAAUAAUAAAGUUAACUUUCCACAACCUCGUUGUUUGCCAGGAGAUGAACAAGGCAUACCUCAACCGUUUAUUGUGGUUGGAGAUGAAGCAUUCGCUUUACAUACUAAUCUUUUACGGCCUUUCCCCGGAAAAAGUCUGAACGAUAAAAGGCGUAUAUUCAAUUACCGCCUAUCGAGAGCAAGACAAAAUAUCGAAUGUUCAUUCGGUAUACUUUCUAAUAAAUGGAGAGUAUUUCAUACCACUUUAUUAGUUGAACCGAAUUUCGCGGUUGCAAUCACAAAAGCGGCUUGUGUUUUGCACAAUUUUGUCAGACGAAGAGAUGGGUACAACUCUGAGGAUGCUCAGAUUUGUAACAUGGAAAAUAUAACACGAAGAAAUGGAGUAGGCAAUUCCACAUCGAAUGCAAAAGACGUGAGAGAAUAUUUUGUUAAUUAUUUCAACAACCCGGCUCAUGAACUAAGUUGGCAAAAAAGGGUGAUAUGA